Molecule: messenger RNA, 9764 nt
Organism: Fimicolochytrium jonesii
Lineage: Eukaryota; Fungi; Chytridiomycota; Chytridiomycetes; Spizellomycetales; Powellomycetaceae
Product: cell morphogenesis N-terminal-domain-containing protein
Exons: 5
Coding region: 448-9543 (3031 amino acids)
Biological process (GO): cell morphogenesis
Cellular component (GO): cell cortex; site of polarized growth
Source: RefSeq, a predicted model, not a curated record
CAUAACACUUUGCGAACCGUGUCGUCUGUUCAUCUUGUCGAUGUUUGCUGGACCGUUGGCUCCACUUUCUGCCGUUCGAGCUGGUCUUGCUGGUUGUGUUCUGUCAAUCCAGAAAGUCUCGUCGGCGCGCUAUGACAUGCGCGCAGGUUGCGACGAUUCCCAGUCACUUAGAAGAUCAGUGAAAGCGGUGUCGCCCGGGAAUUUUAAGUAUCGAUUCGACGCGAGAAGUCUCCUUCCUCGCUGACUUCCGGAAGGCAUCUGGGCAGGAAGGAACUCGGCGAAAGUGUUGACCCACUCUUGGGUCAGAUAUCACGAACGCGAGCAGAAAGGCCUAUCAGCAAAAACCCAGCGGAGGACCAUAGCCACCCGAAAGGCGCUUCGUAGACCUUGGAGAGGGGUGGAGAAGAACGGGACAGAACUAGACCGACUGCUCCGCUGUCUGUGGUUAUGAGCUCCGCAGGUGGGGAACUCGAUUAUGAACCGCAGAGACUAGCGGGCGUCGUUCCGGAAGGGCGAAUUGGGGAUGCUUCAAUGCCACUCGAGAUGUCAUUAUCCCAGGCUCCGAAACGAAGGCCGAGCGUAAGCACCGCAAACUCGAGGAACGUCCAAAGUAAGAAGAAUCCUGCACAAAUUGUCCUGCAAAAUGUAUUCGGUCGCUUUGUGCGGGCUGCUGAGUUGAAAGUGAAUACGCUCAUUUACACUCAACCUCUGGACCGUGAGGUGGAUCUGUUCAAUCCUUUCUGUGCUGGGGCAGACCCUGCAUUCGAUGCCCUCUUGGAAUCUGUAGGAUCUGUUUCGAAACACUGUCCGAAGCUGAUGAUCGACAGUAUCAUGGUCUGGCGAAAGUCGAAGAGCGAGAACGCCAACAGCGAGGGAAGCCGGAAUGUGCCCAACGUCCCAAACCUAAAAGGGAAAGAUCUGGAGCACAUUGUGAAAGAACGGAAGUCGCUGGUGUCAAACUUUAUUCUAUGUCGGGUGCUCAUCGCCAUCAUACAACGCUUGACGCGAGAGACCUUGCCGGACGAUCUCGAAGAGAAACUGGAGGACAUGGUGUUCGGUCAGCUCCGGAACGCCGAUCCAGAUAUGACGGUUCGGUCCGUUAACCGCCAGGCGAACAUCGAUCUUUUUGCGGAGCUUGUUGGAUCAUUAUCGAGCAUCCGGUUCGCUAGUGUCAGUGGCCGCUUUAUCAAUGAGCUGUCAAAGACCGUGGCACUCAAGGAGGGAAAGCUGGAUUUGAUCAUUCGAUCGAUGCGUUUCCUGAAACUGAAGAUAUUUCCCAUGGAUGCACUGGAAGAUACGGCCGACUUUUUGCAGACCAGCGCGGAGCUCUUUCAGAAUGCGCACACCACGCGGAUCAAACACGCGUACGCAGAGGUCUUUGUUCAGCUGCUCGAGCCAAUUGCGGCUGUCGCAACCGCUGAGGUCAAUCUGCCGGCAUGGAUGAAAACCGUCGAGUUGAUUUUUCCCAAAGCUAACAAAAUGCUUGGGAAACCACGACACUUAGCCGCUGCUCUUCCACUGAUCAGCACGCUCCUGAGCGUUUCUCGGAAGGACUUCUUUCAUAAACAUUGGGGGGAUUUUACGGACCUAUGUCUGAAGCACCUCCGUGACAAACAACUCCGCGUCAUUGCCUUAUGCUCGCUGGUCCGGCUGGCCUGGGUCUAUUUAUUCCGCUGCAGUGAGACAUCGACGAGCAACAUGCACCGACGGAUAGACUUUGUCACACGUGUUCUGUUCCCCUCGUCGCGACGUAGUGUUCUGCCACCGGAUACGAACUGGCAAUCGCUCACGCAAUAUGUGUAUUAUGUGUGCGUGCGCUUCCCCGAGUACGGCAUCGACAACUUGCUUACCAACCUGCUAGGCAUUGAACAUCAUGCACCCACAGUCUCCGUUUCUGGAGGCGGAACGUCCGGAUCUUCGGCUUCCCUGAUCAGCACCUCCAGUGUCUUGACCGGUGUGAAAGACUACGGAAGUUCUGUCAAUGGGAUUACCGUGUCAUCCUCAGAUGAGUGGUCCGGCAAUACAAUUCUAUCAACACUGGGGUCGUCGUCUUCAAUGUCGACGGUACCCCUUGGCGAAACCUUGACAAAUCCGGAAAGGCUCAUCAUCGCGCUCAGGGCAUUCCUCUUGUUGCUGGCCGACAUGGAGGAUGCACUUGGAGGAGGUCAUAAAGAUAGCUCUGGCCUCACCGCAGGAACCGUCUCAGCUGUCAACGGAAGCUUAGGGGGCGGCAAAGUUGUUGUUGAAGGGAAGAUCAAUCUGCCAAGUCCACCGUUUCCGCGUUGGGAGGCAACGCCAAAUCCCGAAUACGUCGGUAUAGCUGAAUUGGUGAAAAUGCGCGAAAGAGGAACCUCCGACUCGCGGCAAAGCAACAUCCGCGAGCUUCUGUCCGAGAGCGUGCUGAAUCGAAUGGGGACGAGUAUGAAGGAUUCGAUAGAACGAUUCAAUGAUGCUCUGGGCAAAGUUGCGUCAUCACUCGACAAUACGUGUGGCUGGUCUAUGCUGACGGAAACUGGACUGAUGCUUGCGACCAUGAACGCUCUCGGGUCCGCAGCUGCUGGCCUGCGUCGUGGAAGUGUUUCCGAUACGGCCAACAGUAACGGCUCAGGCGGUGGAACUGAGAAGGAUGGGAGAAGCAGCGUACUGGAUGUCGUAUCCAAAGACCGUCAGCUAUUGUAUGACCUAAUGCACACCUAUAUCGAUUGUUUGCCCAGAAUUGUUCCGUCUGGCAUAAGCGCGGUGGCACUAGUCGACAUGCUCAGUCGCUAUGUACUUCAUUCUGACGACGGUGUGCGGCGCUCGGCUGGCGACGCACUGCAAAGAAUCAGCUCGAUUGCAUUAGGAAAAGGACACCCCGCUCCUAAGUAUUGGCAUUUCGGGGAGGAACAUCCUCUCAUGAGGGACAUUGUUCGCAUCGCGGCUGAUACAGGAACAUCGCUGCUUAACGACCGGGUUCUCGACAUCUUUACCAACCUCCCCUUCGAUGGGACGCAAGGCGCAACCCAUGCCUUUGCGGCAAAUUACAUUAGCUUGCUCGAGACGUGGCUACAAGACAUCAAGAAGUCAUUGAAGACAUGGGACGCGAUGGAAGUGGAUUGGGUAGUUGAGGAAGUUGAGAGCCGUGGCCUGCUGCUACUCUGUUCCCAGAUUCCUGCCGUGCGGCGGCAGGCGCUAGUCAUCCUUCAGAUGGCUGUAGACCUUGAAAGUGCGAUGAAGGGCACAGAUCCACAUGGGCUAGAUGCAUCAUUUGCUGGGCUUUCUAAAGAUGAAGUGCGCCGGGAGACCUUACGCCGACAAUCCCGUCACGAUUUACGUCGCUGGUACACGCUCCACCGCAAACUGCACCAUCCCGAUAUGAGAUCUCAUCAAACCCGCAUCCGUGACAUCCUGGAAAAAUGCGGGCCGGACUUGGUUCGUCGGUUCCUUCUCGAUCCCGUCCUCGCGUUCUCGACACGCAGUGAACAUCAGAAAUCGCAGCAGCAGGCCUGCAGGCCUGCACAAGGGAUUACAUUGAUCCAAGUUAUCGGAUCGGAAAGUCAGCAAGACACGGUCAUAUGGGCUCGGUGCUUCCCAGAUCUCAUCAAGUGGUGCUUCCAGUACGCCAACCCUAGAACCUUGCAAAUGUGCUUGCGCGACAUUUGCGCACGGCUUUCUGCUCUUCAGUCGAGCAUCAUAGCGGCCUCUGAAGCCUCCAAUACAACUGGUGGGAAAGGCACAACCACGAUACCGGGUACCGUCAAGUGGGGAAAUGAUCGUGGCAACGCUAAUACGCACAAGACCGCUUCCGCUUCCGUCAUUCCGCUGACUGACGAAAUGGUAGAUCAGUGGCGGGUCUACAUGGUCUACGCUUGCGCAUGCAUCGAGAUAUAUGGAAGUAUGACCACCGAUGCUUCAUCCACGACGUACAAUCACACCAAAGCUCAUCAAUCCGAUCGAUCACGGCCUGACCCAACCGCGAAUAAAUCAGCCAGAGAACUUAUGCUGCACACAAUCAGUUCCGCCCAUGAUCUUCUGCAAAUGGUCUUCCCAUUGCUUCACAGUGAGAAGGCAUCGAUACGUAAAGCUGCCGUUUCUGCGCUCUCAUCCAUCAACAGUCAGAGUUAUCAUACGUUCUUGGAAGACGUUCAGCCUCUGAUGCGAUCAGUAGUAGAUGAUUUACGAACGCGUGCGGCAGUUAUGCGUGGGGAUAUCAAGGAAUCGACCAGAAAGCCGGGAUCCAGCCAAGCUCUCGCUCACAGUGCUCAAGCGAAACGAUCUGAACGCCUACGAAUGGAGCUCACGCAUGUCAUGUCGCUCCUAGCAGACUUUGUUGGAUACGUUCAACAUAGGCGGAACGCCAACUUCAUGGCGAACAUGAUGACAUAUGUGCGCGAACUGGCCAGGUUUCUCUCGGACAAUGAAGUUCAAUACGAAUGGGAUCACCAGAUGCUUCGGUACUACUUCAGUGGUUUUAUCGAGCGCUUGUACGACUACCUUGUCGCCGCGGUCGGGGACUCGGAUAGCAACGAAGCAGGUUCGCCGGAUCUCGGUGAAGAGAGCUUAGAGCGCCACAUUCCCUUCGACCUUCGUUUAGGCCUCUUCCGGCUGUUCGAAAAGUGGUGUGGUUACGGGCAGUUCAGUGCUCGCACGCGCGAUAGAGAAGCGAAGAUGAUGUUGUCCGUUCUUGAUCAAGUCAAAGACAUUCGAGAACGGGGAGCGCUGACUUCAACGAUGGAAGAGCAACGGAAAGCCUUGGAAACCGCAUCUUUGAAGGCUAUGGCAGCAUUGUGCAAAGGACCGGUCGUGAACCCUCGGGAUCCCUCUCAAUCAUUUGAUUUUGGAGCCCUGGUUACGUGGAUCAACUCCAUCUUCGCUUCACCGGAUGAAAAGUUCCACGUCAUCGCGAGAGCAGCUCUCGAGGCAUUGCUCACCCACAAUCGCCGUAGCGAGCAACUCCUCAUCGACGUGGUCAAGCAAUGCUACGUAGGAGAUGUUGACAGCAACGUGACGAUGGGAUACUUUAUGGCGCUAGUAGACAUUUUCACCCGCGAGGACGGAUACCCGUGCUCUCCGGCUCGCAUGUGUGCGCUCUCUCUCUACAAAGCGGGUGAUCCAAAUCUGCAUAUUCGAAGAGGAGCCAUCAGGCUGUUACGUGCGAUAGAAGCGAGAUUCUGGGAAGAUCCAAUGACGGAUAAGUCCAAAUACAGUGCUGUAAUAUCCCUCGCCAAGGAUUUCUUCGGACCUCCAUCGCGACUCGCGGAUCUCGACGCUCACAUGCUCGACCGUGAGAUAGAUCAAGGCGAUAUGCACGAACGCCUUGAUGACGAAGCUGCUAUGAUGGCGGCUAUGGCAUUGAUCGACGAAGAACACGCGACAUACGAAGCUGCUGCUAUUGCAAGUCAACUACCGAUUGUAUAUAAAUAUGCACAAGCAAUGAUAUCCGCGAGAUUGGCCAAUGAAAGGGCAGAUAUGACUCACGAGAUGCUCUCGGAAAUGGUUUACACCUUGGAAAUCGUCGCAAUGGGCAACGGCGUCAAUUCAGGGUAUCCCCAAGGAGUGCAUGAUAUCCUCGUGUUGAUGGUACCUUGGGUGCGCAACGUGCAGCUCUCCGCUGAUGGCCCGGAUCCCUCGGACUCAUCUCAGAAAGUACGGAUUGGCUCCCCAUCGCACACAGUUUUGAUGAAUCUUUUCUACCUGACCGUCAAGUACGGUGAUGAGCAUGUCGCGGAAUUGGAGAAUAUCUGGAUGCAGCUAGUCGAACCAACGGGAAAUGCCGGAAAGCAAGGCGGCCUGGAAGGCUUUGCACCUCCAUCUCAGGAUAGGAGCAACUCCAAUACCUUGAGUCAGCACACAAAUAUGAUCAUCGAUUUCCUGCUCGAUAUCGGGGUUCAGAAACGGAACCCCAAGUUCGUAACACAUGCCAAGAAGGUGAUUGUCUACCUCGCUCGAACCGUGGUUUGCUCCCAUUUGGUUGACGCCUUGAUUGGGAGAAUCAACCCCAAGAGUAUGAUCCCAACCGGAUUGGAGGAGUCCGGGCUUGCUCCCGACAAUCGGGGACGUGUGAAGCCUGAGAUGAUCGGGGAGGGACUUCAGCCGAAUGCGACGUAUCAUGAAGCCAACCUGGAACAAGUUUUGGUAGAUAUGCCCAAGAGACCCGCAUUUUCGAAAGGUCAACUCGCAUGCGUGCUACUCGUCGAUUUGGCGGUCGAGCUGGGCUCAGCAUUACGGGCCCAUCUUCCGCUUCUUCUACAUGUCAUUUUCGUUCAACUGGAUCAUUUCAUUACGCUAAUUUGCGAGCAGAAUCGACUGCUCCUUAUAAACAUCAUCCAAUCCACUAUUCCACGAGACGUUGCAGGCAAGCAUAUCGACACUGUGCACGCCGCGCUGAGUCUAAAGGAGGGGAAACGACUAUGGGCGUUUGAAGACAUCACACCGAAGGAACAGGACAUCGAAUCUCAGCAUCAGUUAGGCGCUCUUGUAAUGGACGUUCUGGAGCUCUUCUUCGUCGUCGAUCCAAACAUCGCUCAGAGUUGGGGCGAGACCGCUCUCAUGUGGGGCACAACCUGCCCAGUGCGGCACGCGGCCUGCCGUUCACUGCAAAUAUUCCGAACGCUGAUGCCUGCCUUCAGUCAGCGCAUGUUGGGGGAGCUGCUCCAGAGAUUGGCAAACACACUCGCAGAUCCUACUUUGGAGAUUCAAGGAUUUGCUCUAGAGAUAGUGAUGACGCUCAACUCCAUGGUCAACAGCCUGGACGGGUCUCGGCUCAUACUCUUUCCACAGCUGUUCUGGGCAGCGGUCGCAUGCCUCCAUUCGCCACACGAAUGGGAAUACGCCGAAGGACUUGCGCUGCUCGAGAAAAUCCUAGCGAAACUAGGUGUCGAAGAACCCAGUUGCAGGAACAUCCUCCUUAUAAACUUGCCUACAAAAUGGAAGGGCCAAUUCACGGGCCUUCAGCCGCUCCUCUUGAGGGGGCUGUCUUCGUCGUCAACCGAUGAUGAUUGUCUCCGCGUGAUCAACACAUUAGCUUCUUUGACGAACAGUACCCUGGUGGAUAGCGCUGGCGGAAGACUUCUCUUUGCUAUGCUCGCAAACCUUCCGCGCUGGUUACAAUGCUUUGAGGGAACUCGCGGUGCCGAUAAAGACGCAGAAGGGUCGCGGAGAGAAUGGAUGAGGACAGCGCAGACGCUGGCCGACUUGAGUGAGCACGACGCACUCUCGCGACUGCUGUCCUCAUUUGCCAAAAGGAAGAUCCGCACUCGGGAGGAUUUCCUUAAGCAACUGAUAUCACUGAUCCAGGAAGAAUACUUUCCGCAGAGGGAAGGCGAGGUGUGGCAGUUUCUGAUGGGGCUGCUCUCCAAUCCCCGCUUGUCAACGAAAGCAGCUGUUCUUUCAAUCAUCAAAGGGCUUCUGUCUGCUAUACCCUCAAGGGACAUCUUAACGAGGACGGGAAGCAUGCCUCCGGUGGCCAUGACGGAAAUGGACGAAGAUUUCAUUGCUCCACUGUUGAGCAUCUUACAUACCGAACUGGCUUCUGAAGCGCUAGAAGUUCUGGACGAAAUCUUGAGUGGGAGUAUACCUUCAGGGGAAGCAAAUCUCAGACUAGUGUUCGGCGGAAAGAGUAUCUACAAGAUUGCUCGAGAAGCUGGAAACGGUCCGGAGCUUUUGGCACCAGGGUCAACACCCAGAGGUGAAGCCGGCGAACAUAGCGGAUGGUGGGUCAAGGAUUUUGCUGCCUUCGCAAAAAUUGCCCGCUAUAAUAUGACAGGCGUCGCUUCUACAUGCGGUGGGGCACGGGAGAGCGGAAGACAGCAUUCCACGGUCGGCAGAUCAGGCGCUGAAAAUGACACAGCGAGUCACUUCUCAAGCCUUCGUCCCACAAGCAACGUCCUUGUCGGAGGUACUUCGAGGGACUGGAAAGCGCCUCCGCUCGGUACGGACAAGACAACAAGUUCUACCGGAACCUUGUUCACCGGAUGGGAGAUCGACGACUUAGAUGGAAACUUGCUCAAUACGCUGGACGACCUGGAUGCUUUCUUUGGUCGAGAUGACGAGCACGAGGCUGAAUAUGGCCAAAAAAGUCUGGCUAUCGAUUCCCACACCGUCACAACCUCUGACGACUCGAACCUUGACGAGGUGGGCAACCUAGAAAACUCGUUCUCACAGGAAAAUAUGACCAAGCAGGAGGGCAAGGAAUACCCUGAAGCCUCAGCGGGCGAAGUCUUCCAUCAUCCCGAACGACCAGUGCUCACACGAGAUGUUUCUCUAUCGUCGAUUUUUGUCAAUGGAAUCUUGGGUGGGACUACUGGGCUGGACGAUAACCUUCCCCAGCACAUAUUUGGUAUGACAUCCGCCAGGUCGAAGUCCAAGAUCCCAGAUUCCGCGUCAGGCAAACAGGACAUUCCGAAACAAACGACUGUUACCCCUGCCAAAAGACUUCUCAUGCACGCCGGGGCAACACCUUUCUUGACUUUCCGUCUGAAAAGGCAAUACCAGGAGCUAGUGCAAGAUCCAGAGUUUGGGCAUUGGCUGUGUGAAGAUCUUGCCAAUGCCUUGGAGGUUGAAACGAACCGCGUUUUUCUUGAGAAAGUGGAACCGGAGGAGAGCGGAACAGGCGCCACGGUUUUGAUCACAGUGACGAUCACAGCCGCUGAACCGACGGAGAGCGCCGCUUACAUCGAGUUGCUUGCCGAGUUGUUGGGGACACCCGAGCCGGAGUCCAACCAGGGCAAGAAGUUGUCCGAGGGUGUUGUUACUUGGAGUCUGGAUCGAGAGUUCAAACCAGAUCUUUUCUUAUCAUUUAUGGGAUUGACCGUACCAUAUCUACCUGAAGGGCUAAAGGACCAAAUCACCGCUCAGGACUCACGCGCGCAACCACAGGAAGCAUCCUUCACUGCCAAUGAUGAUUUCCGACCACCAUCGCCGAUGAGCUCGCUAUCACCACAGAAUGUCGAGGCGCAAAAAGCUCCAAACCAAGUCGCGCUUACAUUAGAAAAGCCGAUCUCUCUAGAAGAUGGUGUGGAACUGUUCCGAAUCUUCCCGGCGUCAUUCGAGCUUUCCAUGCAGCUCGUUCAGGACUGGAUUGACUUUGCCACCGAUUGUCUCCAGGACCCCGAGGGCUCCGGACCCACCCCUCCGGAUGCGAUGGCCGAGAUCAUUGCCCUCGUGGAAGAGCUGUUCACCGGUCCCUCGGCAUACACACCGCCGCCCAUCGAUAGCGACCUGCACACGUUGUCUGAACAACUGCUUCAGAUCCAACAGGACGAACCGGCGUACCUCCUAGCCUUCAUUGUGGAUCGGCAGCAACAUGUUGACGCGAUGAAUGUGCUCAUCAAAGAGUACUUGUCGUAUCGACAUGUAGUGGGCGAAUCGGCUCGGGAACUCGGCGAUGGUCAGGUUGCUAUGCUCGGAUGCAAGGUGUUGGAGCUCUACAUGGAGGUGCUCAACUUGGAAGGGAUUUUAGAGACGUUCCUUGGUGUUGAAGAGCAACGGCGGAUCUAUGAAGUCGACGCAACCCAGGAACGCCUUGAAAAGUGCCGUGCCCUUUGCUCACAUUUUGUGUCUUAGGAAUGGUCAGGCUAUUCUGUAUCAUUUACUUCGUUGGGACUCCUCCCUUGUACAUAAGUUUUCUCAGUCCCCUGUCACCCUUCCGAUAUACCCUGACAUCUCUAUUGCUUUUGUGCAGUUGUGUACAUAUUUCUCCAAAUGCGUCCUGAGGUUUCGUUGUAUUUCAAGAUGUAGAUUUUCUUCGUAGUAGCUGUAUAUAAAUGAGAUCUUUUGCGCUGCAU